UUAGAGGGAAAAAUCAGUAAAAUAAAAAAUAAAAGGUGAGGACGUUCAAGGUGAUGUUGAUUAAAUUAGACACACUCAAAUUGAGAGGAAUCGUUUCCGUUAGGAGUGUAGAACUAACUAGAUAACUGAUAACCUCUGCAUUUGCGCAGAGACGAAGCAUGUCUCUGAGCUUCAUCCACCAUAAACCCCUUUCUUCUUCUUCUUGCAUCUUCUACCUUCACUCUUUCACUUCACCCCUCACUCACACUCUUUCAAAACCAUUCUUUCUCUCACACUCCAAAACCCCAACAUCAUCACUCUCUCUCUGUGUAUCACCAUCUAAUGCCCCUCACUCUUCAACAGCCCCCAUUUCCAUCCAACAACAGGAAGAAGGCUAUGACCCAGAUGAUCCAAAUUGCAAUUUCUUCGAAACUGACACGUGGGUUUCUUCCCAAGACCCUCAAAACGAAGAAAAAUUGCACCUUGACAACGACCCUCACACCUCGUGGCACCUUGCCGCGGACCACGAUGAAGAACCUGAAAUGGGUUUGGAGAAUGAAGAAACGGGGUGUUGUCAAAAGAGGGAAUUGCCUGAGGCUGAGGGCAUUGUGGGGGAAAUUGUUCAGCUUGCAAGGAAUUUGCCUCAAAAUCUGACUCUGGAGGAGGCUUUUGCUGAGUAUGAAGGAAGGGUCAGUGAGGAAGAGUGCUGGGAGGUUCUGGAAAUACUUGGGGAGGACAACCUCCUGUUGUGUUGUUUGUGUUUCUUUCAGUGGAUGAGGUUGCAGGAACCAUCACCUGUUACACCUAGGGCUUGUACUGUGUUGUUUCCAUUGUUGGGAAAAGGAGGGAUGGGUGAUGAUUUGUUGGGUUUGUUCAGAAACUUACCAUCCAGCGUGGAGUUCAGAGAUGUUCAUGUUUAUAAUGCCACAAUUUCAGGUCUUCAGUCUAGUGGCAGGUAUGAAGAUGCUUGGAAGGUUUAUGAAUCAAUGGAAACAGAUAAUAUUCAUCCUGAUCAUAUGACAUGCUCUAUUAUGAUUAACAUUAUGAGAGAACUUGGCCAUAGUGCAAAAGAUGCAUGGCAAUUUUUUGAGAAAAUGAACAGAAAAGGGGUCACAUGGAGUGAAGAAGUCCUAGGUGCAUUAAUAAAGUCAUUUUGUGUUGAGGGUCUGAUGAGGGAAGCUCUCAUCAUCCAAUCCGAAAUGGAGAAAAAAGGGGUUUCUUCAAAUGCAUUUGUGUACAACACUCUGAUGGAUGCAUACCGUAAAUUCAACCACGUAGAAGCAGCGGAGGGCCUUUUUGUUGAGAUGAAAUUGAAAGGGAUUAAGCCCACUGCAUCUACCUUCAACAUUCUAAUGCAUGCAUACAGCAGAAGAAUGCAACCCAAGAUUGUGGAGAAGCUGCUGGCAGAAAUGCAGAAUGUUGGCUUGAAGCCAAACGCCGAAUCAUAUACUUGUUUGAUCAGUGCAUAUGGUAAGCAAAAAAGGAUGAGUGACAUGGCUGAAGAUGCUUUCUUGAAGAUGAAAAAAGUUGGUGUCAAACCCACCUCACAUUCUUAUACAGCACUGAUCCAUGCAUAUUCAGUUAGCGGCUUGAACGAGAAAGCCUGUGUGGCAUUUGAAAACAUGCUAAGGGAAGGUCUUAAACCUUCCAUAGAAACCUACACUACUUUACUAGAUGCGGUUAGGCAUGCCGGUGAUGCUGAAACGUUGAUGAAUAUAUGGAAGUUGAUGCUGAGUGAGAAAGUCGAAGGAACACGUGCAACGUUCAACAUUCUUGUUGAUGGUUUUGCUAAACAAGGUCUCUACAUGGAAGUGAGAAAUGUAAUAUCUGAAUUUGGAAAAUUUGGAUUGCAGCCAACAGUGAUGACUUAUAAUAUGCUGAUGAAUGCGUAUGCUCGAGGAGGGCAACCCUCAAAGAUGCCACAACUAUUGAAAGAGAUGGCAGUUCUUAAAUUAAAACCAGAUUCUGUAACUUAUUCAACCAUGAUAUUUGCCUUUGUUCGAGUUCGAGAUUUUAAGAGGGCAUUGUUUUAUCACAAGCAGAUGAUCAAGAGUGGGCAGAUGAUGGAUGUCAGUUCUUACCAGAGCCUCCAUGAUUUUCUGGAUGCCAAAUCUGCACCAAAAAACAAGGAUAGGACUGCCUUGCUUUGUAUGAUUGAAACUAAGAUGGGUGUGAAAGUGAGGAGUCAGAAAGAUGAGUUUUGGAAGUACAAGAAAAGACAUGAAAGAAAAACUUAGUUCUGAUAUUGUUGUAAUUAAGGAUAUGUUAAGAAUUGUAAGUUCAAUUUUGACCCCCUUGUUUUCUCUAAGUGGAUAACAUCAGGAGCUUCUUGAUGUUAACUGUAAAGAAUUUGAUCAUUAUAUAUUGCCUCUUCAAAUAACCACGUACUUUACACA
Messenger RNA from Cajanus cajan (pigeon pea), 2375 nucleotides. The record is from RefSeq and is a predicted model, not a curated record. Lineage: Eukaryota; Viridiplantae; Streptophyta; Magnoliopsida; Fabales; Fabaceae.